GGCGCUGGGAGGCGCCGGGGGGAGCUGCGUGAGCUGAUCCGCUGACCCCCCCUUUGCUAUCCCCCCCUUUCGUCCGAGCCGAGCCUCCCCCAACGCGCAGCGUUUCACCCCUGGCGCUCGUUUGCGAGAUUUCGUGAGCGUGCUGCUUCUGUAUGGCAUAUGUCUAUCUCUUGGGGCCGCGGGGCGCCGCGCUCCGUGCCGGCACGAAGGCAGGAGAUACUUCGAAAGAGCAUUGUUGUAAUUUCAGAUCAGUGCCAGGGCAGGCCCUCCUUCGACCUGCAGUGAACAACUCAACGCGCAUGAACUACUCCUGGCUGCCACGCCAUCUGCUCGCGAGCAUGUAUCACUCGCAGUACUGUGUGGCUGCGUUCUGGUGCAUCCUUGGCAUGUUUCUUUUGGGCCUUUGUCCCCUCAUGAACGUUUGCCAGCAGGAGAGCUGGCCGCGUGACCAACAUAGUUGUUGAGCCCCUCUGCAAGAGUCUGCCGUCGCGGCAGCUUGCAGCGUAGCCCCAGCAGUUGCGCUGUCUUUGGCGCGCUCCACGUCCUCCUCACCCGGCACGCCGCCGUGUGCACGCGGGAGCGGUGAUUCUCCAUCGGCGCUUCAGAGCGUUCACAGCUUUCUUUUCAGGCAGUACGUUGCGCUCGAGCAGUGGGGCAGCCUCUACAAAGGCCCCCCGCGCAGCGCACCUCCUGACGCGCGCGGCGCCCCCGCGCUUGCGCAGGGCCGCCGCGCCUUCGGCCGCUUCACCCUCGCAGCCCCCGAGGCCUCGGAGUGGACCCAGGCGGUGACCCCCUCUCCCGCGGCAUCCUCUGCGGCUACAGCGUUGCGCCUGGGGCCACCGCCCGGUGUGUAUUUUUUCCGCCUGCACUUCUGAGGAGGAACGUGUACCGCUACUGCUAGCCUUCCCUUGUCACCACGGCUGGAUUCGCCUUGACAUCCUGAUCAGAACCCAGGCCAUGAGGGUCCGUGGAG
Messenger RNA from Prorocentrum cordatum, 973 nucleotides. NCBI's taxonomy places the organism in Eukaryota, Dinophyceae, Prorocentrales, Prorocentraceae. The record is from the annotation of a GenBank genome assembly.